AACGAUGCAGGGAGGCGGCGCUAAUGAGAGUGGCAGAGCAGCCAUCGAGGAAGGCGAGCAAGGAGGCAGUGAUACGAGUGGACUACCUCCGGAAGGUGCAAAGAUGGUGCUGGUCGUGGGAAGCAUGAUUGAGUUUGACACAGCCUUGAAAGAAUCCCCAUCCAAGCUCAUAGUUGUUGACUUCUCUGCCACAUGGUGCGGACCAUGCAAGAUGAUCAAGCCUUUCUACCAUAGUCUUGUUGAAAAAUAUCCAGAUGUAAUAUUCAUUGAAGUCGACGUGGAUGAUGCUCAGGACGUUGCCGCAAACUGUGAGGUGAAGUGCAUGCCAACAUUCCAGUUCUACAAGAAUGGUCAAAAGGUUGCUGAAUUCUCUGGUGCAAACAAAGAGAAGCUGGAAGAAAACAUCAAGAGCCUCAAGUAACCAUAGGUCCCUGGUUAAUGAAAUGCUGACUGUUAAAUUAUAGCCUUUUCUAUAUGACAAAUUGAUCAAGUUAGAAUAUGUAUCCAGAUAUGACCAUUUGGACUGUAAAUGAAAAGAAUAAAGAUAUAUAAACAGUU
Messenger RNA from Varanus komodoensis (Komodo dragon), 558 nucleotides. Its product is annotated as thioredoxin-like. The transcript has 5 exons. The coding region runs from base 5 to 421 and encodes 138 amino acids. The record is from RefSeq and is a predicted model, not a curated record. Lineage: Eukaryota; Metazoa; Chordata; Lepidosauria; Squamata; Varanidae.